CACCUAUCAGUCCAACUAUAUAGUUGGACCAAAUAUUACAAUGAAUCAACAAUAUUUAGCAUUCAAUCGCUCCCAAGGACCUGGAAAUGCCGGAAUUAACAUGGGUACACCUUUUCUCGACGCGUCUCAUAUAUACGGAGUAACAGAUGCUCAAACUUCUUUGAUUCGUGAUACUGGUAACAGAGGAAAAAUGAGACUCAUAACUUCAAGUGAAACGGAGGAUGGUAAACUAGGGUAUCCACCUAAGGAUGCAAAUGGAGAAUACAUUUUUGGGUAUGGUAUACUUCGCCUAAAGGAAGGAAUGUUUUUACAGGUGAAUAAACUCAUGCAUUUAAAAAACUAUUCGUCAAGUUCAUCUUAUGCUUAUGUAUUUGUAGAUCUUUUCUUCGUUAUUUUUUUACGCGAACAUAAUAGACGAUGUAAUGAAUUGUAUGCGAUUCAUGGCAAUUCUUGGAAUGAUGAAACUUAUUUUCAAGAAGCAAGAAGAUGGACUUCAAUGCGUUAUGGCCAUAGCGAAGUUAGUGAUAAUUACGCAAUUGUUGAUGACAAAGGACAUUUUAUUACUACUUUACAAUUAAAUUCACUUCAACAACCUCAUUUACUCGAAUUGUAUGGUAUUCCCAAUCUUGUAGUAUCGAUAGCUCUUCAAAUGCAAGAAGAAGUUGAUAUAUAUAUUUGUGACCAGAUGCGAUAUUAUCUUUAUAAAGCUGAAUUAAUGGACGUAGCGAGUCUUGAUUGUAUAAGAGGUCGUGAUCAUGGAAUUGCAAGAUAUAAUGACGCAAGACAAUAUUUUGGUUUAGCUCGGGCUCAAGAUUGGUCUGACAUUUCAUCAGAUCCUGUUGUGCAAAGCCGUUUACGGAAUGUUUACGGUACUGUUGAUCAAGUCGAAUCAUUUGUUGGGGGCCUUGCUGAAGAUCAUAUCCCUGGUUCAAAUCUUGGCCCUUUAUUUUAUCAUAGUUAUGUUAAUCAG
Messenger RNA from Dentiscutata heterogama, 970 nucleotides. The record is from the annotation of a GenBank genome assembly. Lineage: Eukaryota; Fungi; Glomeromycota; Glomeromycetes; Diversisporales; Gigasporaceae.